Messenger RNA from Dacryopinax primogenitus, 2118 nucleotides. RefSeq lists its product as uncharacterized. The transcript is spliced from 3 exons. Bases 25 to 2118 code for a protein of 697 amino acids. The record is from RefSeq and is a predicted model, not a curated record. NCBI's taxonomy places the organism in Eukaryota, Fungi, Basidiomycota, Dacrymycetes, Dacrymycetales, Dacrymycetaceae.
ACGCAUUUCAUCCUGAGUUCGCUCAUGUCCUCAACCCCUCGAGGCUCCAAACGACCGCUAGACGAUCCCGAGCGUCCCCCAGCCUCUCCAGCUCGGAGAAGAGGAAACAGUUCGAACAGUUCGAGCAGUUCUGGGUCGACGACUGUUCCUGAUCCUGCUGGUGCUGGUUCUGGGUUAGGAUCGACGGGUAACGCUCGGGCGCAGGGGAACGGCCCUGGGAUGACAGGGAUCGGGAUGGGCAUGCCUAUGGGAGGCAUGGGAGGUGUGGGACAGCAAGCACUUGGAGAGCUAGGGCAGGCGUUACGCACUUCGACCGCUUCUCCCGUCACACUCGCCCAGCUACAACAACAAUUCACGCGAAACUCGCUCAGCGCCCAGGCACUGCCUAUAGGCCUGGGGAUGGGCACAGGCACGGGCACAGGCAUGGGCAUGGGGAUGACGGACGUUCCCCUCUGGCAGCCUUGGUUCGGUUCUGCAGGCCCCGCUCUGCAGCAAGCGUUCCCCCUCCCCUUGCCUAUAUCUCUCCCCCCUGCACCGCAAGGCCAGCCUCAGCCCCAGGGGCAGCAAGCACAGAUCCCCUCCGGGCAUGGGAGCCCCGUUGCGUUCGGCUCGCUCGGACUUAAGAACGUCCCUUCCUCCUUUGGGCCGCCAUUCCAAGCGCAGGGGAUCAGCUUCCCCCAGCUCCAACCUCAGAACCAGAACCAACAGCAUCAGAAGCAGCAAAAUCAGAAUCAAGCGCAGAACCUUUCUCCUGCACAAACACUCCAGCCCCAGCUUACGACUUCUGCAGGGGGAGACGCACUCCUCAUGCCUCCACCUUCGCUCCCUCUUCCCGCGCGUAACUCGCCUACUGUGCCUCCGGGUCAGUUCACCUUCCCUCCUGCCACGGGCUGGGCCGGAGGAGGACACGACGCGCUCUAUCGGCUUUUUCAAUCCCAGUCUCAAUCCCAAUCCCAAUCCCAAUCUCAGUCACAGUCCCAAGCACCCCUCCAGCCCCAACAACCCGGGCAAUUCCUCUCCACCUCCGCACCCCCAACGAUGAGCCCCUCCACCCCUCUCCUGCCCCUCUCCAGCCCCGGCCCAAAAGUCCAGAGUGUAGAUCCCUCACCCCGUGUAAAGCCCGGUAGUACGCUCCCCUCGAGUCAGGUCUCGUCUCUCGGAGAUGGGGACGAGAGGAUGAGUGACGAUGAGGCUUCUGGGGCUGGAGCUACAGUCCCCUCGGGGGCGAACGUGGUGAGCACCGGAUCUGCCCCGCCUCUCAAGGGCAAGCGCGGAGAGGGAAGCGUAUGGCGCCCUGAGGAAACAGAAGACCUCUUCAGAUGGGUCUUCUCCAGCCCACAACAUAUCCUCGAAGCCGACCAACGCCCCUCGCGGUUCUUCAUCCACACCCCCGCGUCCAUCGGUGCCCCUAGGCCAAGGCACGGGAUCGCCAAUCGCUGGAAACGGCUGCUCGAGACCCAGCGCCGGCUGAACGAGUAUGACGCCUGGGCGCGCGCGGCGGGAUUGGAACCGUAUGUUGAUAACAAGUUUCGCGUGGGGAGGCAGAUGGAUCGUGCUCGGGAGGAAGGGGUGAACCUGGGCCAGCUCACGUCGUUUACUGCUAUGAUAUGGUAUAACCGCGGUUGGCUGAAAGAGUUCAACCAAUUUAUCCCUCCAGAUAGGAACGAGUUCCCCCCUGCAGGGACGCUGACCCCCGCGAGCCAGAACGGGCCUGCACUGGCUGAGGAACAGGCCUCGGACGACGAAGACGAUGAUGACGAAGCGUCCGAAAUGAUGGACGCACCUACGAUCUCUUCCCCCUUCCGGCGCGCUCCUCCGCUCCAAGCACAAGUCUCCCCCCGACCUGGGAUGAACUUGACCUCUCGUAGAUCUGCUGGUAACCUCUUAGCUCCCAACGCUCCCACUGUACAGCUCAACAGCCCCCAAUCGUCUUCUUCCCGCACACUUGACGACAUGCCUACCGACCCAGCCGAACGGAAGAAAAGCGACAAGAUGGAUCGUGCGAUCAAUGUUGCGCUCCAGCUUGUGACGCAAGAUAGUCAGAAUAUCGACCCGGCCUUACGGAAGAAGGCGACUGAAUUGCUCAACAGCGUUCUGGACCAGGCUAAUGACGAUUAG